Messenger RNA from Anopheles funestus (African malaria mosquito), 3947 nucleotides. It is a transcript of the gene lama, whose product is annotated as putative phospholipase B-like lamina ancestor. The record is from RefSeq and is a predicted model, not a curated record. The transcript has 5 exons. NCBI's taxonomy places the organism in Eukaryota, Metazoa, Arthropoda, Insecta, Diptera, Culicidae. Gene Ontology annotation, molecular function: glycerophospholipase activity. Gene Ontology annotation, cellular component: extracellular region. Gene Ontology annotation, biological process: phospholipid catabolic process. The coding region runs from base 1542 to 3602 and encodes 686 amino acids.
AUCACUUUACUGACUAACCUUGCCAAAGUGAGACAUCGUGUUCCGCUGUCUUUGUGAAGUGCACAAAAAACGUGCAUUUUCCGGAAUUUUCUCAGUGAUUUUCAUCUCCGUGUAUAUAAAAAAAAACGAGGCAUUCGUAGUUAAAACACGCGAAAGCCACAUACCAAAAAAAAAAACUCUUGUCUGUUACAAAUGUAGUCCCACGGGGUGUAUCCGUAGUUUCUAUUACUUUCGGCUUACGUUACUUUUAUAUGUGUCUUUCCGAAACCUUCACCAGUCGGUUUGCAGUGUUUGUGUCCAUCGUACGUUCGUUCGAGCUGAGGUUAUACGCGAAAGUUGCAAGAAAUAUUGCCUUCUGUGUCGUGAAGUAACAUAUCGCUUGCCUCAAUUUCUCGGUGCUGCUACGUGUGUUUUUGGCCGUGUUUGCAUAACCGAUCAAUCCAACAUCCAGAGGCCUGUUCCCACUACCCCGGCCCACAAGUGGUGACCUCGUCGGCAAAGAAAGUGAGAGAAGAGCACUAGGAGAAAGUGAUCCCUUAUGCUUGGCUGAAACAAGUCCAACGAUUUCAUCAUUCGGAUUGAUCAGAGCAACUUGAUCACUGGAGGAGGAUAUACUGUUCAGUCUGCAGAGACCGGUCGAGUCUUCGGAAAGUGUUUUAGUUCAAUCGGAUUGCAAUCUAGUGCAUCCGGCCUACACAUCUCAACACAAUUGUGAUCAGUGACCUUAAGGUCAGGAAACCGUAACUAAUCAUCUCAUUGCUAUAUCGUCUCAAUCUUACCAACGCGCCAGUUGUGUAUCUCAUUUACACUGGGCUCUACAGUGCACGGCCACAACCCAAUCGCCUCAUUCCAAUGGGUUGACACGUCUACGACCACACGUGAGUUCGUGCCGCCAGCAGAACGAGCAGAAGCGCUCAACCGCCCAGAGGAAGAGCUGUUGGCCGGAGCGGAGAAGAACCUACCGUCUCCGGAGUGUUUCCAGUGGUUCCGGUAGCAGAGUGCUUCACUAAUCGUCCAUUCCGCUGCCCAUUUAGUGUAUGGUGCUGAUUUUGUAGAACGAUCUUUUGAAACAUUGCCCAAACAAUUCAACGUUGAUCGAGGAGUUCCCAGGAGAUAAUACAUCCUGCAUCCCGGACGCUCGCCGAAAUCAACUUCAACCGAUUUCCAAUGAGAGUAGUCCAGUGCGCAAGGUAUCUAACAGCGGCGUCCCACCAGGCAUCCGUCUGCCCAUUCGGUGUACCAUCAAUCCGAGGACUGGGGGAACUGUUCUGCUACAGUUACUACGCCGUCGCCACCAUUCUGCUGCACCUGUUUGCCGUCCUGGCGCUGAUCAUCGCUGACCUCAACUAUAGUGUACCGAUCGGCUGCUGGCAGCCAUAGAAACGUACUACUUCUUCGGCGCAUCAAUUAUUCCUGCAGGGAUUUGUUCUGCUCGCUGGGACACGUGACCCCGACCGGAACACCGACCAGUGAUCGUCAAUAGCGAACAUUCCAUUUUGUGUUGCUGUGUUUUCCCGUAUCGCACGGAAACGGCUAACAUCAUGCUGAAAGUUGUUGGAGCAUCUUGGCAUAAGACCCGUAUAGGGUCCUACAUUCUAAUCGGCGCCUCAAUGCUAGCGGUGGCUGCUCUAUUCCUGGCCGGUAUGGAGCGCCCCAACUACAAAGGAACCUACUGUGCCACGACGUACUGGGCUCGGAAUUCCGGCUAUCGUCUGGAAUUCUGGGGCCAGCGUAAUGAUCUCGAUCUAGUACCGAAGGGUGCGGUCCGUGCGUGUUUCCAGGACAGCAUUUUGACGAAUGGAUGGUCUCAACUUGAGCUAGAAUCUCAGUCAUCCUAUUCAGACACGGUACAAGCGUAUGCGGCCGGUAUAAUGGAAGGUGCCCUAACAUGGCACAAUAUUUACAUGCAUUGGUUUAACACCAUCGAUGCAGUUUGCUCGAAAGAUGAAGAAUCGGAAGAGUUUUGCGAUUGGUUGCGAGGUCUUAUCACUACCAACGUGGAUACGGUGAAAAAGAUGGCAGAUAUGAAGGGAAAGCACGAUUACUACUGGUACCAGAUUGCUUUAUUUUACGAUCAACUCGAUGGGCUGGAAAUCGGUUUCCGGAAGGGUGUGAAGCGUUCGCGAAUGGAUUACGAAAUUCCGAAGCAGGAUUUUUUGCUGAUGAACGCUGCGGUCGAUAUUCGUGAUCUGAAGAUCUACUACACGAACUUUUUGAUGGAAAACAGUGGUCUCAAACCGGACCCAGCGAAGGGUAUUAUGCUGCUGAAGUUGCUGAAACAACCGAAUGGGCUGUCGAAGAUCUUCCUUGGUCACACGUCCGACGGUAGCUAUUCGUCGAUGUUGCGUAUGGUGAAGAAGUAUACGCUAAGGUAUCACUUCUCGGCGGACGUAUCCCGGCCUGCAGUUCCCGUUCGAGAGACGGCAGAGGAAGAUCGCUACGUAGUGCCUGGUACGAACAUCGUUUUCACCGGGUAUCCUGGGGUUCUUGCAUCGUUGGAUGAUUUUUACGCAAUUAACGGACGCAGACAGCAUAGACUAGUUGCUGCCGGUGUGAAAAUGGAAAACGAGCACGUUAAUCUGUGGCGUAAGAUCGAUCUGGUGCGCUCAGUUUCGCUAGCGCCGCGUGUAAUGGCAGCCAAUCGGCUCGGUCAUAGCGGUCGCUCUUGGGCUCGUUACUUUGCCCGCAACCCAUCCACAGGCGUGAAACAAUGGUUGAUAAUUGAUAUGUCACGCUUCGUAGCUAGUAAUAGCAGUGAGAUAGAGCUGCUGACAGCUACACCACCAUCGUCGGAUGAGGUGGAUAGAUCGGUAGAAGAAAAUGAAAUUCCAACGACACUGGAACAGGAUCUGGCUGAUAGCGAACACCAGCAGCAGCGUAUUGUGACCAAGCGGAUGGAAGACUACGUGGACGAUGAUUUCAAGGAGCAAUUGUCUGGUGCACGACAGGUUCGAAUGGUAACGGUGCCAAAACAGGCAGAAUCCGUUGAUGCAGAGGAAAUUGCAUUUGGAUCGGGAAUGUUUUGGGUAGUGGAUCAAUUGCCCGGUCGGCUACAUGCGGAAGACAUUACCGAGAAGAUCGUUUCCGAUGGUUAUUGGUUAACGAAUGGUGUACCCUAUUUUAAGGAAGCACUCGACAUUGGCCAGGCAAACACGAACGCUACCACCACUACCUCGACGGCAAUGGAAAAGAUUCUGCAAAACAUCACAGAUCUCGAAACGCUGGCCAAGUUCUUCCGUCAGUCCGCAUACCGGGGCGAUUUAGAUCAGGAUGACCCGGCCGCAUUUGGUAAUAUCGAUCUGAAACUGUACACAGAAGCAUCUGAUGGAACAGCACAUUUCCGGGCAUAUUCUGGACCACUUUAUGAUCCCGUACGAAAUACUGGACAAGCAGCAAAGCGGAGCAUAAUUAAAUCGGAACAAUUACAACAAUCUUCUUCCGAUCAAAAAUCGCAAACGCAAACCGAUUCAGGCUCUGCGGGCACCUCCGUAGGCUCUCGUCCAUUUGAUUGGAGCCGAAUUUUACCGUUCGAGGUGCGCCAUCAGGGACACCCAGAUGUUUGGGACUUUGAGCAUAUUACUCCAGAAUGGGCGUGGAUAUGACUGCGGCAGGACAUACCUUCUGCGAUGCAGCAAUAGUCGGAAGGUGUUAUCUCUUUAAUUCAAAUAUUUCCUCAAGCUACUCCUCCACCUAUGAAAGGGCAAUACCGCUCACAUAUCACAAUGUCUUCCGAUAGCUUUACGAUAGAUCCAUUUUCAAAAUCCUUACGAAGUGAAGCCUUACUUUGAACACAAAACUCUUCGAAUAGUACUUUUAAAUCAAUUAUAGACAAAUGCUACAUAUUGCGCAAAGUUGCUGUUCCUGUUGAUGGCGUUGCGUUAGCUAAACACAUUUUAUAGACCAAUUUGAAAUGAAAGAGAAAAAAAAGCGAAAGGAAUGAAAAUGUA